GCUUCAAGCAAUUCUUGGGUUUUUAGACAAUAUGUUGCUUUGGUCAUUUUUAUUAGCGAUCAAGUGUUUUCCCAUUUCUUGAUUCGCCAUAACGUUGAAAGUUUGUCGUACUGAAACAUGGAAAAGUCGUACAAAAUAUUGUCUUUGAUUUUAGGAAUUAUUUUCAUAUUGUGCGGGCACAACAUCAACGCAUCGAAUUAUUGCCCAUCUGGGCAACAAGAACCGGGUAUUUUCUGUGGAAGAGGACCGACAAGUCAGCCAUGUCCCCCAGGAACUUAUUGUGAAAUAUCUCCAGUCGACACCUAUGCCGUCUGCUGUACGAAUUAUUGCCCAGUUGGGCAACAAGUACCGGGUAUUUUCUGUGGAGGAGGACCGACAAGUCAGCCAUGUCCGACAGGAACUUAUUGCGAGAUAUCUCCAGUCGACGGCUAUGCUGUCUGCUGUCCGAAUUAUUGCCCAAUUGGGCAACAAGAACCGGGUAUUUUCUGCGGAAGAGGACCGACAAGUCAGCCAUGUCCGACAGGAACUUAUUGCGAGAUAUCUCCAGUGGACGCCUAUGCCGUCUGCUGCCCUGUCUUGUGCACUUAUGGUCCUCCGAAGUAUAAAGGCAAUAAAAUCAGUAAAGGCGUAGUGACAUGUGAUAAUAAUGAACAAAGAUGUGGCAGUAAAUACGUGUGCGAAACUAUACCAGACUAUGACGAGAAAGUUUGCUGUCCACGAGAAAACAUGGAAAAGUCGUACAAAAUAUUGUCUUUGAUUUUAGGAAUUAUUUUCAUAUUGUGCGGACACAACAUCAACGCAACGAAUUAUUGCCCAUUUGGGCAAAAAGAACCGGGAAUUAUCUGUGGAAGAGGACCGACAAGUCAGCCAUGUCCGACAGGAACUUAUUGUGAAAUAUCUCCAGUCUACACCCAUGCCAUCUGCUGUCCUGUCUAUUGCACAAAUGGUCUGCCGAAGUAUAAAGGCAAUAAAAGCAGUAAAGGCAUAGUUACGUGUGAUAAAAAUGAACAAAGAUGUGGCAGUAAAUACAUGUGUGAAACUAUACCAAACUAUGACGAGAAAGUUUGCUGUCCACGAGAGUCUAACCGUGGAUUAAUAUGGAUUAAGCGUUAUACGAAAAUUGAAUAUUUCAAACGGCAUAAGAGAAAAAUCUUUUCAUAUCGAAAGAUGGAAAAGAUGCUCAAAAUUUGUUGCUUGAUUUCAGGAUUUAUUUUGAUAUCAUGUGGACAGAAAAGCAAAGUUGUAAGAACAGAGGUUGAUUACUGUCCUUUUGGGCAACCAUUACCGGGAAUAUUCUGUGGAAGAGGAUCGUCACGUCAGCCAUGUCCCACGGGAACUUAUUGCGAAAUAUCACCAGUCGACGCCUAUGCCGUCUGCUGUCCUGUCUUUUGCACGUUUGGUCUACCGAAGCAAAAAGGCAAGAAAGUCAAGAAAAGGAUAGUAACAUGUGAUAAGAAAGAAAAAAGAUGUGGCCGUAAAUUCAUAUGUAAUACUAUACCACACUAUGAAGAGAAGGUCUGCUGCCCACGGAAGCCAAGACGAAAAAUGAAGGCUAAGAAGGAUUAAAACAGACACAUCAGUACAAAAUAAAGUUUUAAUACAAGAUU
Ruditapes philippinarum (Manila clam) is the source of this 1607-nucleotide messenger RNA. RefSeq lists its product as uncharacterized. The coding region runs from base 118 to 1566 and encodes 482 amino acids. The transcript has 11 exons. Lineage: Eukaryota; Metazoa; Mollusca; Bivalvia; Venerida; Veneridae. The record is from RefSeq and is a predicted model, not a curated record.